AUGGCCGCCGUCUGCCCGCCCGCGUUGCCCCGGGAACCGAGCAGCCCUGCCGUCCACGGCUCGCGCCGCGCUGCUCCGCGACGCCUCCUUGGGGCGGGCCCCGCCAGCGGGCGGGCACUCGCGGCAGAGGAGGCGGCGGCGCGGGAGCGGAGCGGAGAUUCAGUCUCAAUGGAAGUGGUACCAGCCUGGGCCUCAGCCGUGGGUUUCACGCUCCUGCCUCAUGCAGGAGGAGUUUUAGGAAGCAAGAUAACCAGAAAGGAAAUCCCAGUGUGGUAUGAAUCUCUGCAGAAGCCAUCCUGGUGUCCCCCUAACUGGGUGUUUGCUCCAGUUUGGGGAACUCUCUAUACAUCUAUGGGAUACGGCUCCUACCUGGUGUGGAAAGAACUGGGGGGCUUCAGUGAAAAGGCGGUGGUUCCUCUGGGCCUGUAUGCAGGGCAGCUGGCAUUAAACUGGGCAUGGACUCCCAUAUUUUUUGGAGCUCACAAAAUGGGAUGGGGGCUGGUGACUCUCCUGCUCACAACUGGUACAGCGACAGCUACCACUGCUUCCUGGUAUCACAUCAACAGAACAGCCGCUUACUUGAUGGUCCCGUAUUUAGCUUGGCUGACCAUGGCUUCUGCGCUCAAUUACCGGAUCUGGAAAGACAAUCGCAACAAGAAAUCUGAAUAAACAGCUUUCGGUCAAAAACAUUUUUUUGCUCCAAGAAUUUUCUAAAGAAAGUUAUGCCUUACUACUUUUUUAGCUGAACUAUUUACACUACAUUAUAAUUUGACGCUGCAAUCCUUGUUUUAAACAAAUGUGCCUCAAGUAGGCAAGUCUCAAAGCCUGCAUGAAGUUUCGUAGCAAAUUAAACAACAGAGCACAUCAGAAGGUACUGGUUUCCUGUAUUGCAGCAUCACGUUUUAUAUCACAAACAGCACUGUAACUAUUACCAGAAAUAAGCACUAACUGCAACUUCAUUUAGAGGAAGAAAUCCAGCUUCCAGAAUGCUGCUCCUCACAGCCACAAGUGCCACUGUGGCCUGAAUCAAUCACGUUUAGCACUAAGCAUGGUGCCUUACGGUCUCACUGCAGCUUCCGUGUCUUCUGAUCACUGUACUCUGCAAGUGUUUAAGACCAGCUCUUUUUCACAAUUUGUGCCACCCCGCUUGGAAGCACUGUACAAUCCUAAAUGUCAGAUAAAUAUAUUAAACUACAAGUAAACUUACUUUUCUUCCACUGUUUUUGUUACAAAAAGGUUUUGAACAAGAAGAAAAAACGCGAGGUAACAGGAUGCUGUAGCCUAAAGGGGGCCCCUUCCUCUCUUUUCAGCAUUACAGCAGGCAAGACAAAACAGCAAAUUCAGAGUAUUUAUAAGCCAAGAGCACCCAAAUACUCAGCAGCUGUCUGUACAUACCUCUGCAGUCCCAGCAGCAUUGGCCAGAGCACCCACAAGUGCUGUGUUCACCAUUCAGCCCUGUCAGUGGAGCAAGAAGCCGGGCUGUUGGCAGACUGCAUACACAGGCACUGAAGUUGUCUCCUGCCUGCACCUUCUCACUUUAGCUGCUUAGAAAUGGAAACGGGUUUUUCCUCUCUGGGAUUACGGUAGCUGACACAGUAAGAUCUGAGAUGCUUAAUUCACCCACCUGCUUCCUAAAAGAAGGAAGAUAAAAGAAACAAAAAAUCUUUGUCUAAAAGCAUAACAGAGUAUUUUAGCCCUGUGGGCUUGUGGUCCUACCACACAAAUCUCACUACUUUUGUUGUGUCAUUCUUCUGGUUUGCUAAACAUGAUGCUGCUGUCUCCUCUGUAAUGAAGGAAACUUCCCCCUCAGCUCUAGAUCCAGUCUCUGUUACUUGUUUUCACGCACUUCCAAAGCAGAAAGUGCCUUUUGCUUUCCUACAAGUCACAGGGCAUCUGCUGAGCAUCCUCUCAGAGCCAGUCUCAAGCACCUGUUGCAACAUUCAAUGCCACUCAAACUUUCAGAGACAGCUUACUGUUCUACUCAGUGUUUCAGCUGACUAAACAAAGCAGGCUUCUGAAGAGGAGCACCCCGAAAUAGAAUACUUCAUCUUUCUUCAGUGGGCCAGAAAUGAGAUGCUAACAGUUCAAAUUUCUUUUUCUCCCACUUUAUAGUAUUUGUAUGCGCCAAGAACUCAAAAUUAACACAGACCAAUAACUUCAUGCACAGAUUUCAGCAGAUGCUGAACAGCUUUUGAAAAACUACCAGGAGCUUUUACUGAUCUUUCCCCCCCACCUUCCUCAUUCAAGCUUCAUAUACUUCAUUU
Messenger RNA from Lagopus muta (rock ptarmigan), 2264 nucleotides. It is a transcript of the gene TSPO, whose product is annotated as translocator protein. NCBI's taxonomy places the organism in Eukaryota, Metazoa, Chordata, Aves, Galliformes, Phasianidae. Bases 1 to 669 code for a protein of 222 amino acids. The record is from RefSeq and is a predicted model, not a curated record. Gene Ontology annotation, molecular function: cholesterol binding. The transcript has 4 exons. Gene Ontology annotation, cellular component: membrane; endoplasmic reticulum.